Megalobrama amblycephala (Wuchang bream) is the source of this 1276-nucleotide messenger RNA. RefSeq names its product epidermal differentiation-specific protein-like. Gene Ontology annotation, biological process: visual perception; lens development in camera-type eye. The transcript has a single exon. Lineage: Eukaryota; Metazoa; Chordata; Actinopteri; Cypriniformes; Xenocyprididae. Gene Ontology annotation, molecular function: structural constituent of eye lens. The record is from RefSeq and is a predicted model, not a curated record. Bases 147 to 797 code for a protein of 216 amino acids.
AAGACAGCUCUACAUAUCACUCUACAGACAACUUGCGAUCAAGAGAGAAGAAAACAUGUAUUACAGCAACAUUGGAACUAUUAUGCAGGAAGUAUGUUGCUGUGGGUGAGAAGUGAUACAGAGAAGACAAGAGGAACUUGCCAAAUAUGGAGGUGUAUUUGUGCUUUAAAAGGCAGCUCUGCACACCAAGAAAGUCACUGUUUCCAGCAGAGCCACAGGAAACUGCUUCAGAAACACUUGUCUUCUCCAGCCUCUCUCUCCUCGAGUCUCCAAUCAAAAUGAGCAAGAUCAUUGUUUUUAGCAAAGAGGCCUUCGAGGGCAGAACAGCUGAAUUCAAGAACAAUGUCCGCAACCUAGCAGAAAAGGGUUUCAACGACGUCAUCUGCUCCAUAAAAGUCAUCGGUGCACCAUGGGUAGCGUAUUAUGACGAGAAUUUUGCUGGAAAGCAGCGAGUGUUUGAGGAAGGAGAGUAUGCCACCCUUGAGGACAAAGGCCAGUUUUCUUCCCUCAAGAUGGUCACAGAUGACCUGGACAACCCUGAAAUCCAGCUGUUCGAGCACCCGAACUAUCGAGGAAGAAGCGUGACCCUACGCGAAGAAACCAAUCUUCACGAUAUUGCUUUUAGUGACAUCGUUUCUUCCCACAAAGUGAAAGGUGGUGUCUGGGUGCUGUACGAGCACGUCAAUCGUCAGGGUUCCCAGCUUAUUACUUUCCCUGGCGAUGAAGUUCCCAGCUAUUUGCCACUCUCCUUCAACAAUGUGGCCAGCCAUGUGCGCCCCUUGCUGCCGAAGCCAUAGACAGCAUCAUUCAACGUAUGCUUUCUGCAGCUGAAUAUGAACUGGAAUCCUUUUGGAAAGAACGAGGCAGGUGGUGGGGAAUGACUGAUCUUGACCAGAGACUUGAUUUGACUCUUGAUGUGACAGCAAUUAGUCUGAAGAAACUUCAUGCAAUCAGACUCAACCUUAUCAUUUGAGUAUAUCUGUGUAAAGACAUACUGUACAUGUUAACUUGGCAAAUGUUAUAUAACAAGGGUUUUAUUAGAAAGAGUUUUUAGCUUGUCAUCUGUAGCGAUCAGUAUCAGUAAACAUAUGCAAUAAAAUACAGUUUUGGAAUUGUUAUAGAUCUACUACAGAUUCAAAUGUAUUUGAAUGUAUUUCCCCUGUUUGAUGAGAGUGAAAUAUUGAAAAGGAUUUUGGAUUUAUAAUAUGCUGAGAAAGAGACAAUGAAUGCUGUUUUACUCUGUCAACUCAGAAAUAAAGACUCUUAAAUAUUAAAA